Messenger RNA from Dictyostelium purpureum, 921 nucleotides. RefSeq lists its product as uncharacterized. The record is from RefSeq and is a predicted model, not a curated record. NCBI's taxonomy places the organism in Eukaryota, Evosea, Eumycetozoa, Dictyosteliales, Dictyosteliaceae. The transcript has 3 exons. Bases 1 to 921 code for a protein of 306 amino acids. Gene Ontology annotation, biological process: lipid metabolic process.
AUGUUUAAUAAAAAGGUAUGGACCCUUGUGUCCAUUAUCUUUAUGAUAAUAACAGUAAACACUGUUAUAUCAACUAAAGUUAACGACCAACCAACUAUCAAAUAUAAAAAUGUUCCAUCCGAAAUUCCAUUUUCUAUGGAUUCUAUGUUCCUUCAAUUAAUGUAUUCAUACACUGCAUAUUGCAUUCCUGAACAAAUUGUUAAUUGGACAUGUCCAUAUUGUAUUUAUAAUAGCUCUGUUACACCAUUAUUGGUUACCCAAUUAAUUGAUAAUGAUUCAACAAAUACUUUUGGGUUCAUAGGUAUUACCACCGAUAAAAAAUCAAUUGUUAUAUCAUUUAGGGGUACAGAGAUGGAGUCUUUGGAUAAUUGGAUUACAAAUUUAAAUUUCCCAAAAUCAGAACCAUAUCCAGGUUUCCCAGGUGCAUUGGUCCACAGUGGAUUUAAUAGAGCAUAUAGAAAUGUUAGAAAUAUUGUUCAUUCAGGUUUAAAUUUCACAUUAGGUGUAUGCCCAACAUGCGAAAAGUUAAUAAUAACAGGACAUUCUUUAGGUGGAGCAUUAGCAAUUAUGGCAGCAACAGAUAUUUAUGAAAGCCAAUUAACAACAUUACCAUUAGAAAUGUACACAUUCGGUUCACCAAGAGUUGGUGAUGUUGCAUUUGCCGAGUAUUUCGAAUCAACUGUAAUUACAAACUAUUGGAGAAUCGUUUAUGAUCACGAUUUAGUACCACAUUUACCACCAAUGCAAUUAAACUUCUACCAUUUACCAACUGAAGUUUGGUUUAAUAAUGCCUCAGAUCCUUCACAACAUAUCGUAUGCAAUCCAACUGGUGAGGACCCAUCCUGCUCCGAUUCUUUAAAAGUAGCUCUUAAUGUAUUUGAACAUCUUGCUUAUUUUGGAAUCAGUAAAGAUUUAUGUUAA